UCUACUUUUUUUUUCUUCCUUUUGUUUCAUAAUUUUAUUAGACAAAACAUCAUUAUAGUUAAACUAUAAAAUGCUUGAAACCAGGAAAAUUAAAACACGAGUACCUAAACUUUAGUCCUUGAACAUAACUUAUUCCUUAUCAGACGACUUUUUGAGUUUUGUAGUGAAGUGAUUAAUAUAGAUUACACUUUCAGCAGCUUCUUAAGUUUUCUUACUUUCAAAGACUAUUAUCAAAACGCCAUAUAGUUAUAGGGACGUGAAUACUAUUUUACUCAAUUUUAUUUCAUUUUUGCUGUUAGUGUUAAUUUAGAGUAAAGGCCCAUUUAGUUUUUAAAAUUGUGAUUUGUGUGUAACUUUGCUCCUCUUAUUAUCUGGCUUAACAAAAUUCAACAGAUGCCUCUGAAAUUGGAAUUCUAACAUCUGAGUCCCUCAUUUAACCCAUCUUACUGUCAUUUUGGUCCUUGAAUAAACAAGGACGAGCGAUUGAGAUAAAUGUUAAGUGAAGAGAUCCACAAAUCUAACUAAUUAAGGCUUAGGAUAUGUGUAUCUUGUAAAUGGACCCAUGAUUGCUUAUACUGACUUUUACAUCCAUUCAUGCAAUUAGCAGCAUGUAACUGUUGGGUGUAGAUCACUUAAAGCAGACUAAAAACAUUCAUUCAAGAUCUGAGCCAUGCAAUCUUCAUCUAACGACUUCUUGAAUGAAUGUAAAUUCCAACAGGAUAUUUCCUGAAUCAAAGUGUAUUUUUAGGGAAAAAGGGGGUUGAUAGGAUAUAAUGGGUAAUGGGUUUAGGAUAAAAGGGAGAGGAAUUGUAUAAAUAGUACUUUGUUAUGUUGUCAGGAGGGGAGUUUUGAACAUUAAUUGUACGAACAGGCUCUUUCAGGUCCUGUGAGGGAGGUUAUGCUCCCAACUAUUCUUUGUGAAGAUAAUUCUAUUGCUGUGAAUAAUAGAAACUCAUUCUUUCAUUACUUUCUCUGUCUAUUGUGAGUGUUCUUGGUUAGGUUCCAUACUUAGAAACCUAACAAAUUGGUCCGACCUGUCGGAUCUGCUCGGGAGGGGACUGUCGGAUACCCUUAGGGGAGGACGGCCGGAUCAAAGGUUGCGGAUCAAGAAGUGAUCAAGAAAGGGUUGAAGCAUGGAAGGAAGAGACAAUACCUUGGAGAGGAGGACCAUCGAACAGAAAAUGAGCAAGGCAAAACCGAAAAUGAGCAUGGCAGAAUGGAGAAGAAAUAUGCAAGAAAUGCGGCAGGAAACCAGAGUACUCUUGCGAGUUCUUGGAGGAAGGGUGUGGAACCAGGAAAAAGGAUUGGAAGGCAGUCCAGGGUCUGUAGAUGAAAAUCAACAUUCUGUUAACGAGAAUCGGAGAAGGGGAAGAGAGAGCUCGGAGGAGGAACUGGAUGAAGACCGAGGAGAUGCCCAACCUAAUGGGGUAAAAAGGGUAGAACUACCCACUUUCAACGGGUUUGAUCCUAAGGGGUGGAUUGCUAGAACGAAGAAAGUUUGAGAUCUAGGGGGUGAUAGAGGAAGAAAAAGUGCGCCUGGCAUACAGUAGCAUGAAGGGCAGUGCUGGGUAUUGGGUCCUGGAUUGGAAGGCUAAAGCCAAGAAUCGUUCUUGAGAAGGAUUGAAGGAAGCUAUGGUGGUGCGAUUUGGAGGGCAAAAAUAAAUGAAGAUUUACGACGAUGACGUCAUCAACGCUUCAGGUUCAGUUGGCGUGUUUCGUUGCACGCGCUUCCAAGAGGCUCCGGAUUGGAGCAUCAUCGAGUCACUCAUUCUGGUGAACGAAAUCGCAGCGGUGGAAGCCGACUGCUUCGUCGCGCUGUCCUCCUACCAGCAGUGGAACAUCAUCGCCCAGAACUGCGUGGCCUUGGAUGUGCAGCGCAACCUCACGCAGUGCCGCCGCAAGUGGCAUGCGUUGCUCUCUGACUACGACUGCUUCAAGGGAACAACCAACGCUGGAGGCAAGUUGCCGUCGAAUUUUGAUUACGAAUUGUUUGAGGCCGUCGAACGCGUUGUGAGGGCACGUGAGGAGCGGGGCAUGGCUAAUCCCGAGAGCAAUCCGAAGCAGGGAACGAUGCGUGUGACGCCACCGUGGAAAUUGGGUCCAAAAGGAAAGGGUAACGAAGUAAGUUCAAACACCGCAUUCAAAAGCCCAAACUUGAACAAAGGCACGAGGACAACCAUGAAGAAGAGCAUGAGGAAAAACCAUUUUUUUCGUGGGUGAAAAGAGAAGAGGUUGAGCACAAAGUGGUGAGUGUUGAAGAGAAUAAUAAUAAAAGUAACAGUAAAGGGGUUGCAGAGCAAGCAAUUAGUGGUGUUGAAACAGUGAAGGUGGUGGAUGUGGCCACCGAGAACCAAGAGGAGCAAAGGGAGCUUGCAGUUUUUGAUGCACCUGCAGAGGGGAGAGAGCUGCUUGAAGCAUUGAAAGACAUUGAAAAUCAUUUUCUCAGGGCUUAUGAUUCUGGAAAAGAUGUGACCAGAAUGCUGGAAGCUAAUAGAAUCCAGGAAGAAUGGAAGCCAUUGGAGGAGGAUUUGCCACCACCCAAGCCUCCAUACCUGAAUGGGAGGGCAGUAGCCAGUGGGUUCCAUUCAUAUGAUAACACGAUGAUGAAGAGGAGUCAGGAAAUCAAAUUUCACGGUUCCAACCUUGAGGAUAAGGUUGUUCUGCAGCGAGGUGUAAUGAUAGGAUAUAGGGUGAUAGGAUAUAAUGAGUAAUGGGUUUAGGGUAGAAGGGAGAGGAAUUGUAUAAAUAAUACUCUGUUAUGUUGUCCGGAGGGGAGUUUUGAACAUUAAUUGUACAAACAGGGUUUUUCAGGUCUUGUGAGGGAGGUUAUGCUCCCAACUAUUCUUUGUGAAGAGAAUUCUAUUAUUGUGAAUAAUAGAAACUCAUUCUUUCAUUACUUUCUCUGUCUACUGUGAGUGUUCUUGGUUAGGUUCCAUUCUUAGAAAUCUAACAGGGGUACUAACUGCAACUUGAUUGAAAUUCAGGGAGUAUAAUUUUUAAAGAUCCUUUGGUGAAACUUUUAUGUUUUAAAAACUAUUAUAAAAAUUAUGUUAGAUUUUAAAAAUUAUUUGAUUCUUAUCAAAAUUUGAAAUUCACUUAGUUCCUUUUCU
Molecule: messenger RNA, 3110 nt
Organism: Vigna angularis (adzuki bean)
Lineage: Eukaryota; Viridiplantae; Streptophyta; Magnoliopsida; Fabales; Fabaceae
Exons: 2
Coding region: 1663-2220 (185 amino acids)
Source: RefSeq, a predicted model, not a curated record